Solea senegalensis (Senegalese sole) is the source of this 2215-nucleotide messenger RNA. RefSeq lists its product as uncharacterized. NCBI's taxonomy places the organism in Eukaryota, Metazoa, Chordata, Actinopteri, Pleuronectiformes, Soleidae. The record is from RefSeq and is a predicted model, not a curated record. Gene Ontology annotation, molecular function: 2 iron, 2 sulfur cluster binding; nitrite reductase [NAD(P)H] activity. The transcript has 4 exons. Bases 324 to 749 code for a protein of 141 amino acids.
UUACUUUUAAGUGUAUUUAAUACACUUAAAUAAACAAUGUUUGUUAAUAACAAAUAGCAGAUACGUUGACUAUUGUUGAUAUAUUACUGAAACAGUUGCACAUGGUGGUUAAACAUGUUUACAGGCCGAGCAGCAGCGUGUGUGUGUGUGUGUGUGAGAGAGAGCCUGCAUUAGCACGGUUAGACGUCGACAGUGAUAACAGUGUGAGCGGAGGCUAAUAUGGAACAUUCGCACACAGCCAGACGCCAAAUGUAUUUGCGUGGGCAGAAAAGGGAGCCUCGUAGUAGCGUGAAUUAGAAAAGCGGUCGUUUUCGCCGUUAUUCAUGGCUGCUUCGUCUACUUCUGCUUCGUCUGGCUCCAGAAAUGAAGAGGGGGACACGGACGGCAUUUCGUGGAGGCUCAUAGGCGCGGCCUCGGAGCUCGCCAACAAGCGCUGCCGGCUGAUGUACUCCUCCCUCGGCUACAACUCUGACGUCUGCCUCUUCUACGUCAAGGGCGAAUUUUUCGCUAUGGAUGCCCGCUGUGCACACUCCGGCGGUCCUCUGUGUGAGGGGGACAUUGAGGAGGCUGAUGGAGUCCUGCAGGUCAUCUGUCCAUGGCACGACUAUGACUUUGACCUCAGGACAGGAAGGUCAGGGACCUCAUUACAGCAACAAGUGUAUGAAGUGAAAGUGGAGGACGGCAACGUGUACGUGAAACAUGCCAGUCGUCUCUCCUUGCUGCCUUUUCCUGCAGAGAAGAAAAACUAGACGACCUCAACCCUGGCGGCUUCUUCCUUCAGCCGACGAACUCUGUCUACUUUGAUUGCCGUGAACUCAGGGACGGUGAUAUCAGGAGGACUAUCUGAUGACGACAUGACAUCAUCAAAUUGUUUCACAGUUUUUUCUCGCUGGGUUUCCUGGUCAUCACAGACACACACGUAUGUGCGAGAGCUGUGAGCUCAAUGCAACACAACAUUUGACUUUUCUUAACUAUUUAACAAUAGUUUAUUAAGAAAACCAUAUUGCACCUGAAAUAUAGCAGUAUAAAUAUAUUUUAAAUAUAUAUAUAUAUCUUUAUUUCUUUUUUUGAUUUUCAUAUGUGAACAGUGAACGUUUUGCAUUAAUCUUUUCAUUAUUCAAAGGAAUAGAAGUGAAAACUCGAUACGCAGAGUGCAGUGCCAAGUUGUUGAUUUGUAAAUGCAAUUCAAAUAAAUAAAAAAAGUCUUGCAGGUGCUAAUUAUCACUAUGUCGUGUGGUGUAAUGUGGAGGUCCAAAACGGAACAAGUGUAUAAUUGUAACGAGCAAUACACGUUUCCUACUUCAUUUUAUGUAAGCACAAAAUAAUUUCCAUGGUGUGUUUUUUUGUUCUGAACAGGCAUUUGCGGUCAGUUUCAUAGAAAAUAACCACACUUGCAGAGUUGUUGCAUUUGGACAAAUUUAGCCACUUGUUCCACUGAUGUCAUGCAACUGAAAACACCUUCUGAAUUUCAGUUCUGGGGUUGUUAAUACAGAAUACAGCAACAGAAUACACACGAGGGUCACUGCACUCAUGACCGGUAGCUCUUGGUGUGCUAAGACGUCUCCCUCAUCGUUCCUGUUCACAGGCAGGUUUUUCGGUUACUGACGCAAUGGGAUUUAUCAGGGAUGGUUAGUGAGGCGCCGGAGGAAGGUUCAUGACCUGAAAUGCAUCAGUGGCUCAAGAGAAAUGUGUUUUUCUUUCUUAAUGUAUGAGUAUUCCUCUAUUCCCUCUCAGUGUGAGAGAAGUCACUCACUGUAUUUUCUGUCAGCUCUGUUUCCUGGCAGACGCACUGAGGUCAGUUAGGAAGGUGUCAAUGACAGUGUGGUCCUCCCUGCUGGGUUCCCUGUGGUGCACCUUUUAUUACAACAGUAAUUCCUCUGCCUAAACGUGUGUGUGUGUGUGUGUGCCGCACAUGUCUCCUGUGUGCAUUAUAACUCACCACCUGGAGGGUAAUGGUAAUGCACUUUGAGAUGCCGCAAAGAGAGAAGCGUUAAAGUUAAAUUAAGAAACGGAGGAAGCCACAAUUCAUGUCAGACUAUUACUGAAUGUGUAUUGUUUUUUUUUUGUUUUUCAUAUGUUCUGCUGAUUAUGUUUGUGCCUUCCUUGUUUCUCGCGGGAACCACAUCUGCUGUUGAAAAUACAGACUGCAGAUUUUCAGCAGCUGUAUGUCCAUUAGUUUGUGUUAUUUACUUCACAAAUGAAAUGAUUCUGCUAA